UUUAUCACAGCUGUUGUUCUUUGGGCGGCGUAAUGAGCAGAUUUGUUUGUAAACUAUUGAACUGUUUAAGCCAAACAAAUUCGGGUUGCAGAUACCUUUCCUUGUCGGCUUUUAGAAAUCGAGAAAGUGCAUCUCAAGAUGGGGCUCCCGCCCGUACAGUGCUGGUCGAAAAAGAUUCUCAUAUAACUUUAAUAGGCCUAAAUCGCGAGCAGCAGCGAAAUUCCAUUGAUGCCAACACUGCGGAGCAAUUAACAGAAGCCAUCAGCCAAUUCGAAGAGGAUGACAGUUCCCCUGUGGGCGUACUCUAUGGCAUAGGUGGCUCCUUCUCCGCCGGCUAUGAUUUGCAGGAACUGGAGGCAGAAACACAGCGCGGCAGCCUCAACUUUCUGUUGCGUCACGAGGGCUCCAUUGGACCAACUAGGCGGCAUCUUCGGAAGCCAAUUGUCUGCGGUAUCAGCGGAUUCUGUGUGGCUGGAGGAGUGGAACUAGCCCUUAUGUGUGAUCUGCGGGUGAUGGAAGACACUGCCGUAUUGGGAUUUUUCAAUCGACGGCUGGGAGUCCCUCUGAGCGAUGGAGGAACUGUUCGAUUGGCCGCUGCAGUGGGUUAUUCCAACGCCUUGGACAUCAUUGAAACAGGAAGACGCAUCUACGCCGGGGAAGCCAGGCGCAUUGGCUUGGUGAACCGCGUUGUGGCCACGGGCACAGCUCUGGGACAAGCAGUCAAUCUGGCCUUCUCGAUAGCCAAAUUUCCCAUGGCUUCGUUGAUGCACGACAGAAAUGCUCUGCUGGAGAAUGCCAAUGCCUACAACAAACCGGGUUUCCAUGUGGCCAGUUACAACGAGAUCAUGAACGUCACCUCAGACAUGAUAACAGACAUGCAACAGGGCGUAAAGCGCUUCAAGAAUUCUGAGAUAAAGGGCGCUAAAACCGAUUCGUGGCACAUCAAGGAAAAAAGCAUUCCAGAUUGGGAAAAAGCCGAGAUUGAGAUCGAAAGGAAAAAUCAAAACACAUGACAGAGCACCCUUUGAUUUCCCACUGUAAUCUCCUGGUUAGUUGCAAUUAUUGAUUGUUAUUUAUAAAACGAAAGCCUUUAUUCACGUAAAA
Molecule: messenger RNA, 1104 nt
Organism: Drosophila elegans
Lineage: Eukaryota; Metazoa; Arthropoda; Insecta; Diptera; Drosophilidae
Product: probable enoyl-CoA hydratase
Exons: 2
Coding region: 33-1013 (326 amino acids)
Source: RefSeq, a predicted model, not a curated record